AAGAAAUAGAAAAGAAAGAGAAAGAGAGGGAGAAAGGUGCUCUGAUGAAGACUCCCGCCUCUCUGUCAAGGAAGGCUUAUUGUACCGAAGGCUGCUGGCUGCCAGCCUGUCCGUCUGCAGAAUCAGUGUGACCGCAGGGAGGCGGCGGGAUCUCACCUGGAAGCGCGCAUCUCAUUUCUCCCGCCUGCAUGUUCCACGGACGUGUGUCAAAAGGCUGGGAUUCCUUUUCUUAUUGUCGGAUUAGGCGGCUCGACUAAAUACGAAAUGUGCGAACACACAUUUCGAUCCUAAUCGGUGUUUGCUCCAGCUGUCCUUCCACAUGAGAAGUUUGACUGAGGCGGACUGAGCUGCUGAGGAAGGAGGGAGACUCUUGACUGUUCGCUGGCGGGGAAAUCCGAGCCGCUCAAUCAAGCCGAAAAUAAGGACACUGAAGGGUUGCAUGCCUCAAUACCAAGAAUCUGCACCGAGCGAGAGACCUCUGCUAAGGAGACACAAAGACAUAUCUGGAGAAUGGAGGACAGAAGCGAGGAAGACUGUGUGCAGGAGAACGGACGAAGUGACGAGACGAACAGCAAACCCAGUGGCUCUCCAUGCACCAGUCUGAAGAUGUUUCUGGUAGCAUUGUCAUUCGCCUAUUUUGCCAAGGCUCUGUCGGGGAGCUACAUGAAGAGCACAAUAACUCAGCUGGAAAGACGCUUUGACAUCCCCAGCUACCUAAUAGGAGUCAUUGAUGGGAGCUUUGAGAUAGGUAAUCUGCUGGUGAUAGCUUUCGUCAGUUACUUUGGGGCUAAGCUUCAUAGACCAAAGAUAAUAUCUUUGGGAUGCUUAUUGAUGUCUUUUGGCACCUUCAUCAUUGCUCUGCCCCACUUCAUCAUUGGACGCUAUGAGUUUGAAACGUCAGUGAGAUGGGUGGUGAACUCGACGCACAACUCAUCUCCCUGUCAAGGAGGUUCACCGGGAGACCAACCUGGUAUUUCACCUCAAGUGCCAUCCACAGGCUGCGAAGGCGAGUCUAACUUAUCGAUGUGGAUAUACGUUCUCCUGGGGAACGUCUUGCGGGGGAUUGGGGAGACGCCCGUUCAGCCCCUCGGGAUCUCUUACAUAGAUGAUUUUGCUACAGAAGAGAAUGCUGCACUUUAUGUUGGCUGUGUGCAGACCAUCUCAGUUGUGGGGCCCGUGUUUGGAUACCUGCUAGGCUCCCUUUGUGCCAAGAUUUACGUGGACAUUGGGUUUGUGAAGAUGGACUCCAUCACCAUUACACCAGCAGAUGCCCGAUGGGUGGGUGCCUGGUGGCUGGGCUACCUCAUAGCUGGGGUCAUAACUUUGCUCUCUGCCAUCCCGUUCUGGUUUCUGCCCCGAUCUCUGCCCACAGCUGGCUCUACGGUCCGAAAGAUGGGCACUCAGGAGGAAGCAAGUUUCAUCAAGGACACUCCCCAUCCUAAGUACAAGUAUCAAGCAGAGGAACACAGCAGUUUUGUAGAAAUGGCUAAAGACUUCAUUCCAACCCUGAGAACUCUUCUUGGACACCCCGUGUAUGUGAUCUACUUGUGUGUGGUCGUCAUCCAGCUGAACUCCCUCAUCGGCAUGGUCACGUACAAGCCCAAGUACAUCGAGCAGCAUUUCAGGCAGUCUGCCUCCAAGGCUAACUUUCUCAUGGGUGUGAUCAAUAUCCCUGCUGUGGCACUGGGGAUGUUUUCUGGUGGUCUGCUGAUGAAGAGGCUGAAACUGAACAUCAUGGGAGCAGCAAAGUUUGCUUUUUGCACCUCCUUGAUUGGAUAUGUCCUGUCAAUGUUGUUCUUCACAAUGAGCUGUGAGAACGCCAAAGUAGCCGGAGUGACGGUGUCAUACAACAAUGUGGAUAGUAUAUCCUAUGACAAAAACUCACUUUUCAUGCCCUGCAACUCAGAUUGCUUUUGUUCAUCGAGUGAGUGGGACCCAGUCUGUGGACAGAAUGACAUCACAUAUGUCUCUCCUUGUCUGGCUGGUUGCACUACUUCUACAGGCUCAGGGAAAAACACAGUCUUCUCUAACUGUAGCUGCGUCGGUGUGACUGGUAACUUUACGGCCGGAACAGGUCAGUGCCUCAACAAGGAGGACUGCGACAGGAUGUUUCCGUACUUCCUAGCUCUCUCUGUCAUAACCUCCUUCAUCAUCUCGCUUGGUGGGACUCCAGGAUACAUGUUUCUCAUCAGGUGCAUAAAACCACAAUUGAAAUCCCUGGCCCUCGGUUUUCAUGCUUUGGCAACACGUACACUUGCAGGGAUCCCAGCACCCAUCUACUUUGGAGCAAUUAUAGACACCACAUGCCUAAAAUGGGGUCAGAAAAGAUGCGGCGGCAUCGGAGCCUGCAGAAUCUACAAUACCUCCGCCUACAGGAUAGCUUACCUGGGCCUGACUCUGAGCCUACGGACUAUCUCCUUCAUCAUUUGCAUCCCGGGCUUCAUCUUGCUCAGCCGACAGCUGAAGGAGGAGGAGGAGAACAAAAGCGUCCCGCACGGGGCCAUCACGAACGGCGGGACCGACCUGGAGGCGCUCAGAAAAGAGGAGCUUGUGGUUCUGAAUUCUGAUCGAGUCGUGCACACGACGGACAACAGCACAGACAGGCACACCCAGCUGUGACUGCUGAGAAACAGCAAAGACUCCAAAGUGUCUGUCUCAUAAGAAAGUACAUCCAAAGUAUGUUCCCAGUGAUGCACACACACGUGAAUACACACCGCCACAUAUACAUAUAAAUACAUACGUGCGUACAAGAUUUGCAGGGAAUCACAAUUUCUGUUCAGUCAUCUCAUGUCGACCAUGGAAUCUAUAAUUGUACCGUUGAAUGUGUGGUGUUGAGACUCCGGCAGAAAUUGAACCCGCCUGACAAAUUCAUGGAAUGUACAUUCUGUUGUUUUUCCUCAAAAAAAAAAAAAAACGAACAAAAAAAAAAAAACAUCCAGACACAAGGCUCAGAAUGGAAACGUGACUAGGAAGCGAUGGCCACCGCUACAACACUCCAGUUUGUUUUAUACACCAGCAUCUAUUGAGCUGCCUCUGUAGAUAGUUAUUUUAAAUGAAAGACUUCUCCCCGUUGCCAGUGUUAUUAGACAAAGGAGGUAAAGUGUCCUUAGAAAUGAGAGGCAUGGCAGGCUUUCAAAGAAAUGCUCUUUUUCUUUUUGUUUUUUUGUAUUUAUUGGUUUUGACGGGUUCUUGGGAGUUUUUUUUUUUUUUUUUUUUGAGGGUUUGCGGCUGUUGAUGUCAUGUUAAGUACAGAGUAUGUGCCUCAUUCACUCAACAGUUACCUCUGUGUGCCAUCUGUCCUCUUGACUCACAUGUGAACAGUUAUCCGUUCAAGUUGUUAAGCUACUGGUCUAUAAAAUUGCAUAGAAACGUGUUUAAAUUUUUAAAUGUAGUGCAAAAUGGACUUUGCCUUUAAUCCCCCCCCCCUCCCCCACUACAGAGUUUGAUUUGAUUGUAUUUCUGUGUUGUGUCUUUAUGGAGUUAAAAAGAAAAAAAAAGAACUUUGAAAUUCACAACCUCUACAAAUUAAAAAGUAUAUUUGAACAUAAUCUGCUCAAAUUUUUUUUAAAGAGAUUAUGAUUUGAAUAUCCACAUUCCCCUCAGUGAGCUGUACAAUCUAAUUCUGAAAAACAUUUUUAAGAAAACACACCACACUCAAGCUCUUUCUAGUUUUCAGGAAAAAAAAGAAGUUAAUUAUUGUGUUUUAAUGAUUAGUGUUGCACCAGUUGGUUCUUGGUAUUCUCCGUGUUGAGUGUUUUUGGGGCAGGUGGAUAAGUAAAAAGUAUGUGAAGUGGAACUACAGGGAGUAUUUCUGUAUGUUUUAUAUCUUCAGUGAUUGUUGAAUAUGCUGUCGGUUAGUUGUUUUUUGUACUUUUCUGAGACUGAGGUCAUUUGUGCCAAACCACUGAAUCAUUCUGAUCUCUCAGGUUUUAUUCCCAGAUUAAGCUUGUUCUCAAUAAUCAGAAGCCAUUAGACAGUCUCUCAAACUAAUAUUAGAAACUGUAUUUUAAAUGUUUUAACAAUACUUGAAAAUGCACCUAACAUUUUGUAUUAGAAACAAUAUAAAUAGAAAAACGCCUAAAUUUCAUGCCUUAAGUUUGUAAAUUCAGAGAUGAAUGAUUUAUUUAUUUCCUAAAUAUAGUUGUUAACACACAUGCAUUCACUGUAGGCUGCUGUUUUGCUACUGCUAAUAAAAAUAAUGUCACAUCCUUCUGUUUUGGUAUUAACUAAUCCAAAUACUUAAACGUUGUUAACAGUGUCUUAUAAUGAUUUAGCAAAUGUGGCAAUUUGUUUCCAAUUUAUUAAACUAGUUAAAAAUUUAUUUUGUUGUGGUUGAGUUUUGGCAAAAAAAACCCAAAACGCUGUAACCUCAAUCCGGUUGACAAAGAUCUUUUUGGCUUUUGUUGAAACUGUCCUGGCUUUUUAGCUCUAAAGCUCAGACGGGUCUCCCCAUUUCAUUGUUUUUAUUACAUCACAUUUGAAAACUUGUUAAACUCGUGGAUUGCACAGUGAAGCCUCAGAAUGAAUAUCAAAGUAUUUUGAGCCACUGUUGCUGCUGUUCACAUUUAGGCUAAAACAGCAGUGUGAUUUCGUCAGAUUGGCUUUCAGUGCUAAUGGGCUCUUGACUGUCUUUCCAUCCUUUCUUCAGUCAUAGUUGUUUUGGACUAACGUUAAAAACCAUUAAAUAAAAAUGUGUGACAGGAGUCUUGCAGGAUUAAACUGAAAAACGGUGGGAACUGGUUUGUUUGCCCCACUCAGAGAGAGAAACGCAUAACGGCUGUAGGCAGGUUUGAUCUGUGUUUAAGUGUUUUAUGCACAAUGAGAAACCUUUGUGUGAUUAUAAUAUUCAAAUCAAUGUUUGGAUUUGUUGUUUUUUAUGGUUGUAAUGUAACGGUGUCAAUUUCUUACCAAUUACAAAGCAACUGAAUUCAAGGAUUUGGAAGUAUGGGCCAUAAUCCUCCUCGCGCAAUCUCAUUCUCAUUUUCAGUGACGUCUCAAAAGAUUCAUCUCAGAGGUUUUUGCCAUUUUCUCUAUUGAAAUUGUGUUUUUGUCCAUGUCUGUUGGUUGCUCAAGUUCAGUAAGGCAGACGCGGAGUGAGCCGCUCACAGGAAGAAAAAAAAAAAACACAUUACACCAAUAAUAUAUAAAAGGCAUUCAGCUGCAUUAAAGUAACCAGAUUGUACAUAAAUUUCCUGGAUUAUUUUUGUAAAAUGUGAAGGAAUAUCAUAAAUGUCAAAUCAAAAAUAAACAUUUAUUAUCAAAAAUCA
Poecilia reticulata (guppy) is the source of this 5267-nucleotide messenger RNA. Its product is annotated as solute carrier organic anion transporter family member 1C1-like. Gene Ontology annotation, cellular component: basolateral plasma membrane. NCBI's taxonomy places the organism in Eukaryota, Metazoa, Chordata, Actinopteri, Cyprinodontiformes, Poeciliidae. Gene Ontology annotation, biological process: sodium-independent organic anion transport; transmembrane transport. Gene Ontology annotation, molecular function: protein binding. The record is from RefSeq and is a predicted model, not a curated record.